Aphis gossypii (cotton aphid) is the source of this 557-nucleotide messenger RNA. RefSeq lists its product as uncharacterized. Lineage: Eukaryota; Metazoa; Arthropoda; Insecta; Hemiptera; Aphididae. The transcript has a single exon. The record is from RefSeq and is a predicted model, not a curated record. The coding region runs from base 6 to 557 and encodes 183 amino acids.
UUCUCAUGCAGUCUUUGAUUGCAAAUAUUGAUCAAAUAAAUAGUACUUCAGAAAUUUCAAAUAAAAUAACAGUUCUCGAUGCAAUACAGUGGUUAGAUGGCGCUGUAAAAUUAUUGAAGCGAGAAACGAUUAAAGCAUGUUUCACUAAAGCUGGUUUUACCUAUGACGAUACAAAUGGUACACAUGAAAUAGAAAAAAUGAACGAACAAAUCAAAGAAACCAUAAGUGAAAUGAACUUAACCGUAGAUGAAAAUAAUGUAAAUGAUUUUUUGAUAAUUGAUACCAAUUUGGUAACGGAGAGUCAAGAAAUACAUUCACAAAAUGAUUGUGAAAGUAAUUCAUCUUGCGACGAAGAAGAAGUAAUGCAUGAUGAAGUCACAACAAUUAAUACAUACAAAGAAGCAUUAAUUCAAAUAAAAAAUCUACAUUGGUUUGCUAUUGAUCAACAAGAUGAUAAUCUUCUUCAAUUGGUUUCAUCGAUCAAACAACAUACAGAACAAAAAAUAGCAGCAACCGUAACAAAACAAAAAACUCUUCAUCAUUUUUGGAAAUGCUAA